AUGCGAGAAGAUUAUGACCGACAAGGACUACCUCCUCCGAACGAAGACACAGCCCGUAAUCAAUAUCUGGCUAAGGGAGUCUCGGCACCCGACCUGGUCACCGUGAAAGAUUUUCUUCGGUUCUACAUUGCCACGAGCCAUCCGCAGCUGGAGAAAGGCGCGUCGAGGCCGAGGUCAACCGCUGACGCCAUUUGUACCGUCGCCGAGCGGUUCUUCGCCGGCUUCACCCGUGUUACCGGCUCCGAUACCAAGGCAGAGGAUAGAAUGGAUUCGGCGUACCUUGGUGCUCGAGGGUAUUGUUGUCAAUAA
Messenger RNA from Rhinocladiella mackenziei CBS 650.93, 309 nucleotides. RefSeq lists its product as uncharacterized. The record is from RefSeq and is a predicted model, not a curated record. Bases 1 to 309 code for a protein of 102 amino acids. The transcript has 2 exons. NCBI's taxonomy places the organism in Eukaryota, Fungi, Ascomycota, Eurotiomycetes, Chaetothyriales, Herpotrichiellaceae.